UUAAACAUAGAAUCCUUGUCGUCAGGCUUUAUAUGGGCAGGAAGUGCAUGGAUUGUCAUCAGCUGGUAAGCCUAUUUCUGGCUGGACAGCCCGGGAUGCCAUACAGGAGUGUCGAGAAGCCUGCGGUGGCCAUGGAUACUUGAGAUGUUCAGGAUUGAUAUACUUACGCAAUGACAAUGAUGCUAACUGCACCUAUGAAGGUGAUAAUAAUGUCCUGCUGCAGCAGACUAGCAACUGGCUCAUAGGUGUAUGGAAGAAUCGAUCGGAGAUGUCUGUAGCUCAUCCUAUGGGUACUGUGGAUUACUUUGAUCAAGGUGACCACAUUCUACGCCAGACAUGGAUGAAUUCCCCAAUAAAUGAACACUCUACCAAUCUAGAUGUGGUAAAGGUAUGCAAAGAUUCUUUACGGUGGCUGGUGUGUUGGCUAUGUGAGAGAACCAGCGCUGAGUUUCAGGCCCAGAUUGCUGCUGGUAUGGAUCCGUUCACUGCUCGGAACAACACCCAGGUUUACCUUGCAAGAAAUCUCUCUAUUGCCUAUGUUACAGAAGUGAUACUUGCAUGGUUUGAAAAAUCCAUUCGUGAAGCAGAGGUAGCCCUGCAACCUGUUCUGUACCGACUAUGUGCAUUGUUUGGCCUCACACAACUGGAGAAGCACAUACCACAACUUGUUGAAGGAGGCCUUAUUCAAGAAGGAAAUUUCAUCUCGAGGGUUCAUCUGCACAUAAGGCGUCUGUGUGCUGACCUGCUUCCUGAUGCUGUGGCGCUUGUAGAUGCCUUUGGACCACCAGACUUCAUCUUACGCUCAGCACUUGGAAAUGCUGAUGGGAAGGUUUACGACCAUCUGAAGACAACAAUGCUCACCGCCCCAGGAGCUGCAACACGAUCCAAGCACUGGCAAGAGAUGAGCUACAAAACUCCAGCUUCCAAGCUUUAACCCUCAAACCGCUAGGGGCCCAAAUGGAAUUCACACCCACAGGCGCAACAAAAAAAAAAUCAAAAAAAUUCUUUUGUCUUAUAGAAGUGUUCAUUUUUGUUCCCUGAUCACGGAAAAAAU
Messenger RNA from Procambarus clarkii (red swamp crayfish), 1054 nucleotides. Lineage: Eukaryota; Metazoa; Arthropoda; Malacostraca; Decapoda; Cambaridae. The record is from RefSeq and is a predicted model, not a curated record.